Spirodela intermedia is the source of this 4991-nucleotide messenger RNA. Lineage: Eukaryota; Viridiplantae; Streptophyta; Magnoliopsida; Alismatales; Araceae. The record is from the annotation of a GenBank genome assembly.
AUGGGGGGCGCCGAGGCCCAGACCGUGCUGCAAUUCGUCCCCUCACAGGCGAGCGCAUCCGCGAGGGUACACCCCGUCGUUCUCUUUAACAUCUGCGACUCCUUCGUACGGCGGCCCGAUCAGGCGGAGCGCGUGAUUGGGACCCUCCUUGGGUACAUCGCCUCCGACGGCACCGUCGAGAUUCGGAACUCCUACGCCGUUCCUCACAAUGAGUCCUCGGACCAGGUACCGAUGAUUUUGCUGGCUUACGCCGUGGGUGUUUCCUCUCGAGCUUUACAUCUGCAUUUUUUCUCCGUCUGGGUGUAGCGUCUUUUUGGAUUUUUUAGCAGCAACGAUAAUAAUCAGACGGAAAUUUGUCUCAAAUUAUUUAAGUGGUACAAACUAGAUUUGCUUAUUUUGAUUGAUGGAAUUGGCAGGUUUCGUCGAUUAAUGGUUGGCAUGAUUUCUGGUUAUUGGAUAUUAUAUUCAUACGCAUUCAAAAGUGUUUUCUUGCAAAUUUCAUACAAUAUAUGAUAUAUCAUAAAAUUAAAACUUUUCAACUAUGCAAGGGAUUAUACUUAACACGAAAACGAAUUGGAAGCGUAAGCGAGUGAUAAAAAAUUAAAAAAUUACGUAUAUUGUCCAUUUAGGAAUAGUUUUCUCACGAUAGUGAAGUUAUUCACAACGCUUUGAUAUGGGAGUAUAUGGUGCGUCACUCCUGUGCAUUAUUUUCAUUAUCCAAUGAAGGAUUCAAUAUUAACAAAAUCUCUCAUUCAUUGCUAUUCAUUACUAGAGCAGGUUGUGUCAUCUGUAAAUCUUCUUGCCAAGGACGAUCCUAUGUGAUAGUCUCUAUAAUUCUCCACUUUGCAUUUCAAAAUGAAGGACGAUGUGUAAUGCAUACAUUUCUGUAAUUUUCCUUGGAAAAGCAUUGGAAUCCCUCUUUAGGGUUCAUUUUAAAGUAUCCACUGGUGGAGGCGUCGAUUUUCACGUACAAUGUCAUUGAUCUUUUGAAAAAUUGAUUGAUAGUUCGGUGACCGGUACCUAUGAAAAAUUUGACACAGUCCAUGCGGCGUCAGUGUACAUGGACGACUAUCCACUUGUACUGUUGCUAGAGGCGAGAGGAAUUAGUUCACGUCAGUUAGUUCUUAUGAUGAAAAAGUUAAUGGGGAUCACAUCUAGAUUUUGACGAUGAAGAAAUGGGUUAUUGUAUCUCAGCUAGUGGUGCCAAUGAAAAAGGGUCAAGCGCUGGAAGGAUGAAAUCUGGGGUAGCUUGGUCAGCUGCGUUGUUCAGCAGGAUGGAUAGGGGAAACGCAAUUGUGGAGGGGGAGGAAGGACUUGUGUAACCUUCGUUGAUUGGGUGAUUGAGAAUUGUGAGGGUGCGUGGGUCGCUGAUGGGUGACUAAUGGGAGAUGAAUGGGUUUCCUGGAGAGAAAUAUUCAAGGUCCUGGCCUUCCCUGUUUUGUUUCCCAGCUUAAUAUUAGGUUCUGGAACACGCAAAAAGAGGCUGGCUGGGGAACGCCUCCCUCAUUAAUCAACACCUUGAAUCACGUUUAUAUGUUGAUUCGUCUCGUGCGUUUUUUUAGUUCACCUCUCAGCUGUUUUUGUAUUCUUUUCAGUUACAGUACUGAGUUUACUUGAAACAGUCUGCCUUACCUUUACUCGAUUUUGUUUUCAUAUUCAUAUAGAAUGCCUCUAACUAGCGGAACAACAUUAACAGUUCUUAGAUAGGUUAAUUUGGAAUGUUUGAAAGGAAGCUUGGUGUGGCUGAUGUAUUUGUAAGUGGUAAUAUACCUACCCCUUUCCCUCCCCAUCAGAAAAGAGCUAAAAAGAAGAGAACAGAGGAAAAUGCACGCGUAUGCACCAUUUAAACAAGACUCCGGAUUAAUGCAGGUCGAAACAACGCUGUGUUUGCCCAAUGCAGAUCUGGUAUUGCAUUGACUAAAUCUGAAUUGAUUUAGUCAAUUCGACCCGUCUCCACAUUCAUGGCGACUCGUACUGGCUGAAUUACAAUUCAUAAAGUUUUACUAAGUUGGCAAACUACGUCUCAAAGUUCCUUUCUGUUGUAUGGUACAUUUUUUUUCUAAAAUUCAGUCUUCUAUGGAUGCUCUUAUAAUAAUUCUGUAAGUUAUAGUUUUUAGGUGGGUUGAGAUUGUGCCUAGAAUAUCAUUAAUUCUAUUGUCUUAAAGGGUUCCUAUGAAUUUUAUGGGAUUCUUGCAUUUUGUCAUCCGUCUACUGUUCUAGUGAAAUCCAUUUUCGAGUUUUUCCCCUGAAUAAAAAGUUAUGUGAUGAAGUAUACUUCUUAUUUUGAGUCAACCAGUUGUCUCCGUUUUUAUGGAGCUUUAUGGAGCUUUAUGACCGGUAUGUGCAUUCAAGACCUGUAUCCUAUAGCUUUUCUAGCCCUAAAAAUCAACUUUAAUGGGGCUCGGCGGUGUUCCUCCAUGGGUUACAGAAACAAAGCGUAUGUUGCUGGUGCCUUGCUUCAUGGGUUCGACUGGUAUUAAGCCAGUGCGAUAGCUCACAUCAAAGUACUAAGUUUUUUUCAUGACACGAGACUUUUGAUUAUGAAUAUAAAUUGCUUGAAGAUAAAAGUGCAUGAAGAGAGCAUAAUCUAAGAGUAAUCUUGUUAUUUUGUUCUCUUGUUGGGGAUGAUCCAUCUGUCUUAGAAGAUUUGAUUCUUGGUGGGGAGGAUCAAGCUGCCUUGUGAGAUCUGUUACCAACGUAGCUUAAUUUGGUGGUCGUCACGGAUAUAAUGCCAUACUUUAAAUUUGACGUCAUUGCUGAAAGUGAGUUCCAUUGCCUAUUCCUUCAUAUAGUAAGGAUAAAUACAAUCUUAUUCCAUCAAUCUAGUUUCUAUUCUCAUCUAUUUGAGUAUGCAUUAACUCUGACCGUUAACUUUGCUGCAUAUAAAGUCACAUUUCCAUGCGUAAUUGCUAAUCUGUAUGCAUCUGUUUUCUGUCUACAGGUUGCUUUGGACAUCGACUAUCACCAUAACAUGCUUAUUUCCCACCAAAAGGUUAAUCCAAAGGAAGUGAUAAUUGGAUGGUAAUAACUGACGCAGUCAAGAUCAUAAUCCAAAGAUUCACUCGUUAACUUGAUUUUUUUAGACCCUUCCGUUUGCAUUGAAAGAUCAUAGUAUCACUGUCACUCCAAAGUACCAUUUGACUCAGUAGAAAGUUUUUUUUCUUUUGAUCAGUAAAAUUUAGCAUGGCUUCAUCACUAGAUAUACUCUGUGUACUCUGUUCUCUUUAAGGCUUCGCUAUACAUUGAAUUAUUUUUUCCCAAAAGUUGAACAGCUUUUUCAUUCACUCUUCAUUUUUCUCAUCCGAUGUAAUAUUUUCGCUUCUCCUGUUGUGAUUUAACAUAUUUUGUCAAAAACAGAGUAAAUAUUCCGAAAUUGGACUUCCUAGCGUUUCUUGAUGAACUUUGUUGCUUUUUAUUUCAUGAAUACUUUUAUUUCACCUCCAUACAGUCGCUCUAAACUUAGCUCUUGCUGUAGCUACACCUUGAUCAUUGGUUCGAUUUCAUGUUACUGAAGCAGUUUGGUAUUUGAAAUCAAAAGCGGCUCACCUUGCUUCUUCGAUGUCUCGCUUCUAUAGCACCCUGGGUUGCUGUCUCCAAAGAGAUAUCUGGUUUUUCACGCGUUAUUUUUUUCGUCCGAAUCAAUACUGUAGUAACCUUGGCAUGAGAAAACGACGUUUUAUGUGCUCUUUUGUAUUUUCCAAACAUAUAAUUGAUUAGUGCUUCAUUUGUGGAGCCCUAGUUGACCCAAGAAACAUAUUAUGAUUCUGUUCUAUAUAACAACUUCCUCCUCGAGCAUUCUUUUUUCCUAGUACCUGAUGUGGUCAUAUUUCCUGCAGGUACUCUACAGGUUUUGGUGUUACAGGAGGGAGUGCGUUGAUACAUGAUUUUUACUCCAGAGAGGCGACAAAUCCUGUUCAUUUAACUGUUGACACAGGAUUCAGAAAUGGUGAUGCUAGCAUAAAGGGUUACGUGUCUAUUAGCUUGUCUCUUGGUGAUCGCCAACUUGCUGCAGAGUUCCAUGAAAUCCCUGUCGAACUGCAGAUGUCUGAAGCAGAAAGAAUCGGGGGUAUGUUUCUAAGUUGGGGCCUUCAAAUUGCCAUGUUUUUCUAUUCAGUGAAUAUCUUUCCAUGUUUUAUUUUUCUGGACUACUUCCGGGAGGAAACCCGUGAACAAAUGGUCAUAUAGUUUAUUUUACUGAGACUCAAUGUGUGAAUUUUCUGCUGAUAUUUAGGGUUCCACUAGGCAUGUUAACUUGCGAUUAUCACAAUGUCUCCUUGUUUCUGGAGACUCGAAAAAGUUUCCAUUGUUCUGAUUCGAUUUCGGCUCGACAUUUAUUUUGGGUGACUCUCAGUGGUCGAGUCCACAUCUGCUAGUAACUUUCGCCGAUUUCACCACCAUCUUAUCCUAUGUAUGGCUCUUGUUUAUCUAGGGUUAAGCCUUGUUCUUCUAUGGCAGUUGGCAUUUUGAAGACAACGAUGGUUGACAAGCUUCCUGGCGACUUGGAAGGAAUAGAAGCUUCAAUGAUCGGGCUGCUCUCUGUGAUCAAAGACGUCUACAAAUAUGUCGAUGAUGUUGUGGUAUUAAUGUGAUCUGAUUGAUUAAGCUUUCAAACCCCCCUUCCCCUGGGGCACAAUAUCUAUGAACUCUUCUUUGCUUGUCGCAGGAAGGAGAAAUCAUUCCAGAUAAUAACAUCGGGAGAUUCAUAGCAGAUUGUCUGGCUUCAGUUCCCAAGAUGAGUCCUGCGGCUCUAGACAAGCUAUUUAACGAUAGAUUACAGGUAUGACAAUUCAAGCCUUGUGUUUACUCUAUGGAAAUAAUUCGUCAUGGUUUCUGAUAAUCCCUCUCUCUCUCUCUCUCUCUCUCUCUCUCUCUCUCUCUCUCUCUUCUCGCCCUUCUUGUAGGAUAAUGCCCUCUUGGCCUACCUGUCUUCCAUCGCGAGGACACAACUCGUUGUGGCGGAGAAGCUGAACACAGCGGCCCAGAUCUUGUAG